This is a messenger RNA of Corythoichthys intestinalis (scribbled pipefish), 3316 nucleotides long. Its product is annotated as probable C-mannosyltransferase DPY19L4. Gene Ontology annotation, molecular function: mannosyltransferase activity. The record is from RefSeq and is a predicted model, not a curated record. Gene Ontology annotation, cellular component: nuclear inner membrane. The coding region runs from base 285 to 2642 and encodes 785 amino acids. NCBI's taxonomy places the organism in Eukaryota, Metazoa, Chordata, Actinopteri, Syngnathiformes, Syngnathidae. The transcript has 18 exons.
AGAGUUUGCCGGUGAUCAUAACUUCCGGGUUGUCUCCAGGCAGUCACAAUAUCCUGCAUUUGAAUUUGAAACUUAGUGUUGAUGUGGCUCAUGCUUUUUAUAAUUAAUAAUAAUUAAUAAUAAACAGAAAUAUGACAAAUUAAAUACUAACACAAGAUUUUCCACGAGGUGACGCGUGCUAGUCAGUCUGUGGUGGACCUAGCUAGCUAGCUGGCUAACUAUCUUAGCAUGUUUCCCUCUCAGAAAGUCUGAUAAGUCUUUUUAAAAAAAUAUUUUACCUCACCAUGACCAAUUUGCAAUGUCGGACGUCGGAAACUUUGGAGGUGGCACAAGAAGAAGAUGAGGUAUCCCGACAAAGUGAAGAAUUAGAUGGUGAAAUAGUAGAAAAAGAGGCAGAAGAAAAUCAUGUGAAAGGUGGCAAAGAUGAAGAUUUUAAGCAGACAGAGGACGAGUCAAACAAACAGUCGACAGUCAGAUCGACAAAACGUCCGUCUGCUUUAAGUGCUGUUAAGCAUCUAUUGAAGCUCUCAUUCGGAUGUUUGGCAGCAGUGGCGUGCGGCAUGCUGUAUGCCGCCUACCUGUCAAUGUUCCACGAGAGGAGGUUCUGGUUCUCCACGAGACCGGAACUGGAGCGUGAGCUGACUUUCCAAGGUGGCAGUGGCGUGUAUUAUUACUACUACAAACACAUGCUAGCGGCGACGUCUUUUGACAGAGCGUUCUACGAGCUGGCGACAGAUGACAGGACUCUUGCAGGACAAACUAUUAAUGCCGUGGAGCGGCUGUCCUUGUAUCCUGAACUCAUCACCAGCUAUAUUUACAGAGUCUCCGGUAGCCAGGAUGUGGUGGAGCCCAUCUACUUCUAUGUGGGCUCCGUGUUGGCGCUUCAGGCGGUGUACGCCACGGCGCUGUUCACCUGCAGCUGGCUAAUGAGCGGCAGCUUGACUGCCGGCGUUCUUGCGGUAGCCUGGUACAUCGUCAGCAGACCGGACGCCACCAAAGUAGAGGAGGCGGUUCCUCUUCGGGAGAACUGGGCUCUGCCAUAUUACGCUUGUCAGGUGGCAGCUCUCACAGGCUUCCUGUGUGGUAAUAUUGGUUUGGUAGCAGAGAUGUUGUGCUAUCUGACCAUGAGCGCCACCACCUUCACUUUCCUGUUGCUAUGGGAGCACAGCCACUACGUGCUUUUCGUUCAAGCUUUCUGCCUCUUCCUCUUGGACUCCUUGGACCUGGUGCCACCUCGGAAGAUAUCCGACGUCCACAAGGUGUAUGUAAGCUCCUUGCUGCCGGCUUUCUUCUUUCAUUUUAACAAUGCGGCACUGUUGGGAUCACCGCUUCUCAGUCUUCUGAUUGGCUCUGGCCUGGCGAAGUACCUCCAGCAAAAGAUGAAGAAGGGCCCUCUGGUUGCCAGAGUGAUAAAACUCUUGCUGCAUUUCCAUCUGGUCUUCACCACAGCUAUCACCUUCAACUAUUUAAUCAAGAAAGUUGUUCCUGUGGGUGAUGGCGAAUUUAUAUUAAAGUUCCUGGAAGUGAAGUUUGGGCUCAACAUUACAACUGAUUUUGUGAGCAACUUCCUGGUGUGCCAAGAGAGCCUUCAGUCUCCCACUCAGGAUUUGUACCUGCGCCUUACUCAGGCAUCCGUGCUUCCGUUCUACCUGCUGGUGCUUGCUGUCUGCGUUCUGUCGACGCUGCAGGCCGUCUACACCAAACUCAGCGGUGAGUCAACGCAGAGCAGCAAGCGACAACCUAAAGAUGGCAAGGUGGGUGAGCGUCCCGAGGUGGUCUAUCAUGUCUUUCACACGCUGAUCUUCGGCGGACUGACGCUAAUAUUCGACGGGAUGAAGUAUUUAUGGACGCCGUAUGUGUGUGCAUUUGCGGCGUUUGGCGUGUGUUCGCCGGACUUCUGGAUGACUGUCUUUAGGUGGCUCAGGGUUAAGUCAAUCCACCCUGUUGUACAGGUGAGAGGCCCGCCAGACUUAUAUAGCACUGGGGGAAACCAUGAGUUGAAAAAAAUCUAUCAAAAUAUAUAUUUUUUUGUCGCUUCCCUGCAGUCAUUAAUCCUGGGCGUAGCUGUUCCAACAAUCAUCGGCUUCAGCGUGUGGCAGGAGUAUUGCCCUCGUGCCCUUGCCGAGCUGUUCGAGCUUCAGGGGUUCUACGAUCCCGACACAGUCGAGAUGAUUGGAUGGAUCCGGACUCAACUCCCUGCGGCAGCUGUGUUUGCAGGCAGUCCUCAGCUGUUGGGAGCGAUCAAGUUGGGCUCUGGUGCUGCCGUUACUAGUUUGCCACUGCAUUCGGAUGUUGACAUGCUGAGGAGGAGCGAGGAUUCAUACCAGGUAUACUCCAUGCGCUCGGCAGAGGAAGUCUACAAAAUCUUGACUUCCCGCAAGGCCAACUACGUCAUUGUUGAGGAGUCCUUAUGCAAUGAGCUGACCCCGGACCGGGGCUGCCGCAUCAAGGACCUACUGGACGUCGCCAAUGGACAUGUGGUUCGAGACCACGGUGAGACCUACGCUUUCUCCAAACACCGCCGCUUCUGCCAAGAGAUUAAGACCAACCGCUCGCCCUACACCAACUACUUUACCCGUGUCUUCUGGAACCGCUCCUACCACAUCUACAGAGUCAACAGCGUUAUCUCCUUCCAGUACUAACUGAAGGAGGCGGAAGUGUGUGGAAAGUUUGGCAUAAAAGAUAAAAUGGCUCCACCCAUUAAAAUCUGCCAUUUGUCCUAAAACAGUUUUUUACUCCCUGUUUGACUGGCCAUUUCGCAUAAUAUGUUUAUAUAUGCACCUAAAACAAAAUGAUGUUUAUGAGUAAUGGCCAGUCAAAGAUCGAGUUCAUAUUGGGGGUCACCCUGUAGUCUCAGUACCGUAAUUUAUAAAAUGUGCAUUUACUGUUACUGUCUGCUUAAAGUUGGACUCACUGUAAUUUAGUAUAACCUCCUGGAAUAACAAUGAUGUCACCUCAUCGGGCCAUCGAUUUGUUGCUCAUAAGGAGGGUAGCGAAAUUCACAUAAAAUGAAUAUGAAGAUGCUGGUGGCAUCUUUUGCCAAGGGGAAGAUGGACAGCUGAUUGAACAGGACUAAUAUUGUUGCAUUAAUCUAGCAGUGCCUCAAUGAAGCGUAUGUUCUGGCCUGUUGCUAAUAUUAUGCCUUCACAGGUGUUGUCCUGAUGCCUUAUGUGGUGCAGUGCUUGUCCGACCUUCCGGACUGUUCAGAUUAUUAUUUUUUAAAACCCACCAUUUUCUGUUUAUUGUCCCUGGAUAUUUCUGUCUAGUUUUUGUGCAAAUAAACUGACAUUUUUGUAUAAUGUUCUAUGACAAUGAU